AUGACUCUGUGGAACUUGCAGGACCCGCGCGCUAGCGCGGGAAAAUCAGGCUCGAGCCCCGCCCUUCCAGCCCGGGUCGGCGCGCCCCGCCCCUCACUGCGCGGCCCGCGCUCCUCCAGCUUCGUGGGACUGCACAGCGCGCGCCGUUUCUCGGGCCUCCGUGUUCUGGGCACUCCGGUGGCCGGCCGGGGCGUCCGCUGCCAGCAUGGACACUCGCUGCGUGCCGGUGAGGGCUGGGCGAGCGAGCCGUGGGGUGCGCGUGGUGGGUGCUGGCAGCUAGCGGGCGGCCGGGCGCGGGCCGGCUUUGCUGGAGUGCUGCUGAUCAACCGGUGGUCGCCCCGGCGGUCGCGCAGUCACGCCAACCCCAGGUUUUAUGCACCUGGGACCGUUCAAGGCCAGGGGAGGUUCCCGACGGCCGUGCGCACCCGGCUGGAGAAGCAUGGGGCGCUUUGGCAGUUCUUAGCAGCACCGGGGCGCCUGCGGCCACGUGCGCUCGUGGGACGCGUGCGCCGGCGGCGGGACGGGGUCAUUGUGUCCGCAGGCCUGAGUCCGGCCGCCGGGGCGCGGGGACCAGGGCUUUGCUCCACCGGCUCGCCGCCAAAGAAGCCCCGAGUACAGAACUUCAAGAAAUUCAGUUAUGUGAAGUUGAUUUCCAUGGAAACCUCGUCAUCCUCUGAUGACAGUUGUGACAGCUUUGCUUCUGAUAAUUUUGCAAACACGAAACCUAAAUUCAGGUCAGAUAUCAGUGAAGAACUGGCAAAUGUGUUUUAUGAGGAGUCUGAUAGCGAAUCUUUCUGCGGCUUUUCAGAAAGUGAGGUGCAAGAUGUGUUAGACCACUGUGGAUUUGUACAGCACCCCAAACCGAGGCCAGAUGUCAGUAACGAACUGGCCAGUCUUUUUCGUGCCGACUCUGACGAUGACUCAUUUUGUGGUUUCUCAGACACUGAGAUCCAAGAUGAAAUGAGGCGGCAGGCCGACCAUAGAGGCUGCAGGACCCGCAGUCAGGGCCAGCGCUCUGGACCCCUGCGUGUGGCCAUGACGUUUCCAACUCGAAACACCAGGGCAGCGGCCAAGCGAAAAGUCCUUCCUCCGCCGUCCUUGGAGAACUCCCUGAUGGAGGGCACUUCAGACUCCGAAGAUGAAAAAGGCAUGGAUUUUCUGGAGAAACGGGCUUUAAACAUAAAGCAAAACAAAGCCAUGCUUGCAAAGCUCCUGUCAGAGUUGGAAAGCUUCCCUGGCUCCAUCCCUGGAAGACGUUCCCUCCCGGUUCCCAGCUCACAAUCGAAGACACCCCGGAGACGCACCUUCCCAGGUAGUGCUUCCAGAAGGAACCCCGAGCGGAGGGCGCGUCCUCUGACCAGGUCAAGGUCCCGGAUUCUGGGGUUCCCUGAUGGCCUGCCCACAGAAGAGGAGGAGGAAGAGGAAGAUGACAAAUACUUGCUGGUGAGGAAGAGGAAGGUCAUGGACGACUACCUGAACGAAGAUGACAUGCCCAGAAAUCGCCGCCCAGGGCCCAUGACCCUCCCGCAUGUCAUCCGCCCCGUGGAAGACAUUACAACCGAAGAGUUAGAGAACAUCUGUGGAAACUCCCGUGAGAAGAUCUAUAACCGCUCUUUGGGAUCCACCUGUCACCAGUGUCGACAGAAAACGAUUGAUACCAAAACCAACUGCAGAAACCCAGAGUGCUGGGGUGUUCGAGGCCAGUUCUGUGGGCCCUGCCUUCGAAACCGUUACGGGGAGGAAGUCAAGGACGCCCUGUUGGAUCCCAACUGGCACUGUCCGCCUUGCCGUGGGAUCUGUAACUGCAGCUUCUGUCGGCAGCGCGAUGGACGGUGUGCGACUGGGGUCCUGGUGUAUUUGGCCAAGUACCACGGCUUUGGGAAUGUGCACGAUUACUUGAAAAGUCUGAAACGGGAGUUUGAAAUGCAAGCGGAAUAGCCCGACGAAGACGUCACUGCUCGCAGGCCUUGUACUUCCCAAGUGACCUUGUUAAACGGUCCGGUUUUGUCAGUGGUUGCAACCCCAGUCAAGAAUGCUCAUUCUGUUUCACCGGAAACCCAAAUCCAGCCCAGCUCGCGGGCCAUAGGCGUGUGUACAUAGAUUGCUAGGUUGGCAUUUGCCGUUCUGCACUGUCUCUUCCGGCCCCCAGCCCUGCAAAGUUGUCCCUUUCUUUUUCAUUGGGCCUCUCCCACCACUUACUUUCCGCACUCUUCGAAGCGCCCAUUCUAUGAAAGCCUAAUUGAUUUGGGAGCUGUGGUGCAGCAGUGGUUAAGUACUUGGCUGCGAGCCGAACGGCCCACUGUCCAGUACCACCUGCUGCGCCGUAGGGGGAAGACCGUCUUUGUGUCAAGGGUUGAUUGGUGUUGAAAUAACCUUGCAAUCCACCCAAAAAACCAAGCACUUAGAACAAAGUAGUGUUAACUAAACUAAAUCUGUUCGGUUCCAUAGAACAGCCCUCUCGCUGUUUACAUUGGGAACAACCGUGUGAUUUUUGUGUUCCUACUUGCUGGUAUUUUUAGCAGAAUGGAGUCACAAGGGCCUUAGCGCAUGUGGAAAAAUUAGGUAAUUGUUGCAAAGUGGAGUGCAUUGCUUUAGCUGCCUCUGGAUCUGGGCGCUCAUUAUACAAGUUGCCACGGUAGAGACUUCGUUGUUGCUGAUUUAUUCCAUCACAAGGUUAAGUGGCGAAUCCUGCUUACACUGUCAUUAUGAUCCAAAGGUUUGUGAGCAAUGAUAUACUUAAAAUCAUCGGAAAUUAGUGGUGAAACUUCAGGAGGCUCAUUUGAAAUUCUUGGUAUAAAACUUUAGUAUAAUUUUAGUGUGCCAAGGCUUUUGCCGUUCCUCGGGAAAGUAUCUCGAUUUAGGUCUUGAGUCGUUUUGCAUGGGAAUUGCAGCUUAGUAAAUAAAUCCUAGUCCACGGAGCUUUGCCAGUUUUUACUUCCUUGAAGAAAUUACCAGCUGGCCAUGGGGUCCGGGUGCAGAUUUUAAGCGCUUUUAUUGCAAUGAGAAGUGCCUUUUUUGGAGAUUGUUGAUUCUCAACCGUUUGCUAUGUGACAGUUCUGCCAGCCUAGUCUUUAGGCAGCUUUCUGAAAAUGUUUCCUUUUUUUUAUUAAUCUGCUCUGGUCGAGGUAGGUCUACUCUGUUGGUGCACCCUGGUCAGUGUUGGGUGAAUCAUCAGCCCUUGAAUCAGUACAUGUAAAUAGAGCUUUUGACCUGUAAUGCUUUUAUACAAAGGUGUUUAUUUUAAUAAUAAAAUGUUUUGUUCUA
This is a messenger RNA of Echinops telfairi (small Madagascar hedgehog), 3264 nucleotides long. It is a transcript of the gene CDCA7, whose product is annotated as cell division cycle associated 7. The coding region runs from base 1 to 1938 and encodes 645 amino acids. The transcript is spliced from 11 exons. Gene Ontology annotation, biological process: regulation of DNA-templated transcription. Gene Ontology annotation, cellular component: nucleus. The record is from RefSeq and is a predicted model, not a curated record. Lineage: Eukaryota; Metazoa; Chordata; Mammalia; Afrosoricida; Tenrecidae.